UGACAUGUCAUUUUGGCGCCGAAUAUUCCAAGUGUUUUGUCAUUCUGCAGCGCGGGAGUUGCUGUUUUUGUAUGUGUGUGUGUGGAUGUGGCAUCUUGUCCUGUAAUUUAACUAUUAGUCUAAGUUCAGUGUCGGGUGAAGGAAAGAGUUUGACGACAACAUGCAGCGGAGCAUCGCAUCCUUUUUUCAGCCCAAGAGCAAGGACAAGGAUAUUCAGAAAAAAAACAGUGACGAACCAGUGAAAAAGCCGGUCAAAAGCCCUCUCAAGGUGCAGAACGGGGUCCAGGAAGUCGAUUCGCCCGUCAAGAAGGUCGCCAAGCGCAGCCGUCAAAUCCUGGACAGCGAUGACGAUGAGGCACCGGUCGUUAAAGAGCAAGUCGCUACCAAGGGACAAGUAGACAAAGGAGCCCCCGGUAAAAAAGAAAAGGAUGACGUGUUUAAGGCGGUUCCCACCCCUCUAUCUCCUCCGCCUGCCCCGGUCACCCCCGUGACUCCAGCCACUCCGGCUACCCCGGCCUCUUCAGCUUCACCGGGGACCCCCGGGACCCCCAACUCCAUCUCCCCCUCCGGAAUCGCCAAACGCAAGACCGCGAGGAAGAUGUUCCCCAAGAGGAAGCUUGAUGAGAGCAGGAGCGGCAGCGAGAGUCAGAAAGAGGAGACCGAGGCCAAAGAGGAGCAGGGUCAGCAAAACAAACGACCCCGUGUGGAGACCGGCGCCGACGCCGCAGGGAACGCCGGUGAACCCAUGGAGGAGGGAGCAAAGGAAGAAAGAGUUGAUAAGGCGGUGACCGAAGCUAACAGCGCAGACGAGGAGGUGGAGAAGAAGAAGAAGAAGAAAGAGGCAGGAGAGAAGGCCAACAAGGAGGAGCGGGCGGAGAGAAAGAGCUCUGAUGAGAAAGGAGAGAAAGCUGAGGGGGCGGAAAAGAAAAACGAAGCAAAAGGGAAGACGGAUGAUGAAAAAGGGCCCGCCGUUUCCAAGGAGGAGGUGGUUGAAAAGGACACGCGAGAGGGAGAAGAGAGCCCAAAAAGUCAAACGGCGAAGAAGCAGAAAGAAGCAAAAGGGCAGAAAGAUAAGGAGCCGGCCAAGAAAGCUCCCAUCAGCAGUUUCUUUGCUCCCAGAAAAGCUGCAGUGAAGACAGAGAAACCAGAAAAGGAUGAAGGAGAGAAAAAGAUGAGUGCAGAGAGGAAAAGUUCAGCGGAGGAGAGCAAAGACACAAAAGGUGAGUCAUCGUCAGGACAGACAGACUACGACCCGUCCAGGUCCAGCUACCAUCCUGUGGACCACGCCUGUUGGAAGCAGGGCCAGAAAGUGCCGUACUUGGCGGUGGCUCGCACCUUUGAGAAGAUUGAAGAGGACUCUGGCAGACUGAGAAACAUCGAGACGCUGUCGAACCUAUUUCGCUCCGUGCUGCUGCUCUCACCAGACGACCUGCUGUGCUGCGUGUACCUGUGUUUGAACCAGCUGGGUCCUGCCUACCUAGGGAUGGAGCUCGGCAUCGGAGAGACGGUGCUGAUGAAAGCUGUUGCUCAAGCAACUGGGCGACAAUUGGACAAAAUCAAGGCAGAGGCACAAGAGAAAGGAGAUUUGGGCCUAGUGGCUGAGAGUUCCCGUAGCAACCAGCGCAUGAUGUUCCAACCGGCCAGUCUGACAGCAGGGGGUGUGUUCAGGAAAUUGAAGGAAAUUGCCAGCAUGAGUGGGAACUCGGCCAUGAAUAAGAAAAUCGACAUCAUCAAAGGCCUCUUUGUGGCAUGCCGCUUUUCCGAGGCCCGCUAUAUAGUCAGGUCCCUCGCUGGGAAGCUGAGGAUAGGACUGGCUGAGCAGAGUGUCCUUUCAGCAUUAAGCCAAGCUGUGUGCCUGACACCACCCGGUCAAGGUUUCCCUCCCGCUGUGAUCGACGCAGGGAAGGGGAUGAGCGCCGAGAGCAGGCGGGCUUGGAUUGAACAAAAGAGUCUCAUUCUCAAACAGACUUACUGCGAGAUGCCCAAUUACGAUGUCCUCAUCCCCGUUCUGCUAAAAGAGGGCAUAGACCAGUUGCCCAAUCACUGCAAGCUCACUCCAGGUGUACCGCUGAGACCUAUGUUGGCUCACCCCACCAAGGGGGUCGGAGAGGUGAUGAAGAGGUUCGACGAGGCAGCGUUCACCUGCGAGUACAAAUACGACGGAGAGCGUGCGCAGAUUCACAUUCUGGAGAGCGGUGAGGUUAGAAUAUUCAGCCGCAACCAAGAAGACAACACCAGCAAAUACCCCGAUAUCAUCUCUCGCAUUCCCAAGAUGAAGAAGGACUCGGUGGUGUCCUGCGUCCUGGACACCGAGGCGGUGGCCUGGGACCGUGAGAAGAAACAGAUCCAACCCUUCCAGGUCCUCACCACCCGUAAGAGGAAGGAUGUGGAUGCCUCAGAGAUCAAAGUCCAAGUGUGUGUGUACGCCUUUGACCUCCUCUAUCUCAACGGCGAGUCCCUGGUGCGACAGCCGUUGUGUCGGCGUCGGGCUCUGCUGAAAGAAAGCUUCUCAGAGGUGGAGGGAGAGUUUGUGUUCGCCCGAUCCAUCGACUCCGACAACACCGACACCAUCGCUGAGUUCCUGGAGCAGUCGGUCCGAGACUCCUGCGAAGGCUUGAUGGUGAAGACUCUGGAGAAGGACGCCACCUAUGAAAUUGCCAAGCGCUCUCAUAACUGGCUCAAGCUGAAAAAGGACUACCUGGAGGGUGUGGGCGACACAAUGGACCUGUGUGUGAUCGGCGCCUACCUGGGAAAAGGCAAGAGGACGGGAACAUACGGAGGCUUCCUGCUGGCCUGCUAUGAUGACGAGAACGAGGAGUUCCAGUCUGUCUGCAAGAUCGGGACAGGCUUCAAGGAUGAAGAUCUGGAGCAGCAUUACAAGUUCUUAAAGGAGCACAUUCUGCCCAAGCCACGUGCCUACUACCGCAUCGACCAAUCAGCGGAGCCCGACGUGUGGCUGGACGCCGUGCAGGUCUGGGAAGUGAAGUGCGCCGACCUGUCGCUGUCGCCCAUCUACAAGGCUGCCAUGGGAUUGGUGGAUUCAGAAAAGGGCAUUUCUCUGAGGUUCCCCCGUUUCCUCCGGAUCAGAGACGACAAGAAGCCAGAAGACGCCACGACCGGAGCUCAGAUUGCUGAUUUGUACAAGAAGCAGCAGCAGAUUCAGAAUCAGGGGGAGAAAGCUGACCCGGAGGACUACUACUGAUCAGCCAGAAGUGAUCAGCAGAGAAUAAUAAAUAAUGGCAAAUUCAAUGUAAUUGUAAAUAGUGUCUUUCUUUUUGUAAUGUUGAAUGAAAAUAAAGGCUCUCGCCAGUUUUAAACAUCC
Molecule: messenger RNA, 3322 nt
Organism: Thunnus maccoyii (southern bluefin tuna)
Lineage: Eukaryota; Metazoa; Chordata; Actinopteri; Scombriformes; Scombridae
Gene: lig1
Product: ligase I, DNA, ATP-dependent
Exons: 27
Coding region: 161-3202 (1013 amino acids)
Biological process (GO): lagging strand elongation; DNA repair; DNA biosynthetic process
Cellular component (GO): mitochondrion; nucleus
Molecular function (GO): ATP binding; DNA binding; DNA ligase (ATP) activity
Source: RefSeq, a predicted model, not a curated record